Molecule: messenger RNA, 1643 nt
Organism: Caenorhabditis angaria
Lineage: Eukaryota; Metazoa; Nematoda; Chromadorea; Rhabditida; Rhabditidae
Source: the annotation of a GenBank genome assembly
AUGUCGCAGUCGCAAAAAAGUCCAGCAAAAUCAACAGUAUCUCAAGCCGCUUCAACUUCUUCAUAUUUGGAUGCUCGAGCAAAUCCAACAAUGUCGCCUAGAGCUAGUAUAGCUAUUCAACAAGCUUUCAAUGAUCUUGGAAGAGUAGCCAAUAAUUGUUAGUUACGAAACAUUCUAUUUCCACAAUUUCAGUAUUGUUUUUAGGUUUGGUAGUUCUUCGACAACUACGAAAAGAUAUGAAAAAGACACAUGAAUUGAUGUUUGAAACUAUUGCAAACAAGAAGAAAAUCGAAAAUAAAGAAAAAGCUUAUAAAGAACUUGAAGAUUUCAAUAUAAAAGUGUUAUGUAUGCAAAUAUACCUUCAUAUUCAAUCAACUCGUUUACCCGAAAAACAUCCACAACUCGAAAUGGUUGAUAAUAUGGUUGAGAUUUAUGGAAUGGAACAUUUGAAUCCAGUUACUUCAAUGAUUGAAAGUAUGAUUGAUGGAAAUAAUUGGAAUGAGGGACAAUGGCAAUACUUUCAUUAUGAAUCUGAAUUAUUGCGGAGACAUUUGACUCAAGGAAAUUCGACGUUGAGACGAAGAAAGUUGAUUGAUAUCAAGUUAUCGGAUCCGGAAAAUUCGAACCAUCGUGUAUAUCAAGUUUCACUGUCUGGUCUUCAAAGGGAGAUAACGAAGAGAAAUUUGGGCAUUUAUCCGAAAUUGAUCAGACGCACUUUUUCAUCAACUGUUGUAGAGGUAAUUUAAAUUUGCAGAGAAACUUUUUCUAUAUUGCUGGAAAUAAGGCGGAAAAGUUCACUUCUUGAAAAACUUAGAGAAAGAUAUUCAAAUAUGUUAACUUUAUCAAAUCAAAAAAAGCUAGAACACAUAAACAGUCAAGUUUGCUCUUCUCAUACAAGACUUAUUUGUGUGUACUUCUCUCGGAAUCCAAACCGCAACAGCUCUCCCUAAUUGAGUUUAGGAUUGCCUUAAACUAAUCCACGUUAAUUAUGUUUUUCAUUAGCAGUGAUCCUUCAAUUUACCCAACCUUUUUUUCAGUUUCGAUUUGGUGUGGCUAUUGCAAAGGAGAAAAAAGAAGAAUCCAAAGAACCCAAAGAGGCAAAAGAAGGGACUGAAGAAAAAGAUAAGGAAAAAGAGCCGGAAAAAGAAAAAGAACAGGAAGAUGCUUCUGAAAUUGCAGUACUUUUCAAAUUUGUGUUCGUUGAAAAAAAUGGACACGUCGAAUAUAUCAACAUGUAUGCUCCAAUGGAAGAUUGGGUUUAUGACGAUGAUUUUGUCAGUAAAACUGUGAGUGUUUCUCUUUUAUUCAGCAUGAAUAUUUUGUUUUUUUUUCAGAUUUGUCCAUAUGUCCCUUCUCGCUACUCGACUUAUCGAGGUCUUACUCGGCAAGCCAAUCAUUUUCUCUAUCGUUACUUUGCAGUUCAAAAAAAUUGGACAGCAUGGUCCCUUUUGCAGUUUGUCUCAAUGUUUGGAAGAUUUCGAGAUGUUUUUGAUGCGAAAUGUACAAAGUGCAAGUAAGUUAUUUAUUUCUAUUGUUAUUGAUUUUUAUAAUAAUGUUUUAGCAAACAUUUGAAAAACUUUUUGCCUCCAAUGGUGUUCGAACUCCGCUCUCCUCACAUCGCAUUUCACGAAGCUUGCAGAUAA